Molecule: messenger RNA, 3460 nt
Organism: Drosophila busckii
Lineage: Eukaryota; Metazoa; Arthropoda; Insecta; Diptera; Drosophilidae
Gene: PIP82
Product: flocculation protein FLO11
Exons: 4
Coding region: 523-3345 (940 amino acids)
Source: RefSeq, a predicted model, not a curated record
GCGUAAAUUGUUGUUGUUGGCCUUAAUAGCAAUUAAACUAGUUAGAAGUGCUUGUAAUCUCUUGGAAUACAAAACUGAAUAGAGCAUUAGAAUGUAAUCACGCACAGCUUGGGGCAAACGACUGAGCGACAGACAAAGCGACGAAGCGACCGAUUGAAAAUCGAUUAUUGCGGUUAUUACUAUCCGCGGUUCGGUUGUCCCAUCCGGCCGCCCCAUCGGAAGUGUCAAUGAAACCAAUUUUCGCGACUAUAAAUAGUUGUUGGCAGCGAGACCGUCAUAGACCUAAAUUCUCGAUUGAGUCAGAGACAGGGACAAUGCAGUUAGCAUUGGCAUGACAGCGAAAAAAGCAAAACAAAAGGGUUGAAAGAAAAUAAAAAUGCGCACUAAUUCAAUUAGCGAGCCAGCAGCCGACAGAGCUUUUGCCUCCAAAACCAAUAGGCAAGCUUCAAACUGGCGAAAAUGCUGAACUGCAACGGACGCAGUUGCUCGUUGGGAACGCAAACAAAACGCCGAGCGCAGUAAAUGAGUCAACUACAGCAAUCGGAGGCGCCACAGCUGCAGCAGCAGCAGCAGCAGCAGUCGCAGUCGCAUGGACAUGGACAUGGACAUGGACAUGGACUCAACGAUUUGCGCAAUCUCUGCCAGCGUUGGUCAGAUGUCGACAGUCUGCGCGCUAAAUUGCCUGCGCUGCCGCAGCUCAAGUUGCCCAAAUCGCUGCCCAAGCUGCGAGGAGCGCGCCGCUUGCUGCAGCGUGGCGCCAAAAGCGGCAGCAGCAGCAACAACAACAAUGGCGGCGACAAGGGCACGGGCACGCCCACACCAAAGCCAGCGGUAAGCUUGGCAGUGCCGUUGCCUCAGGCGCAGUUUAUCAAUCGCACGCCGCAGCGCAUCAGCACGAUAAGCUCGCUAAUGUAUGAAGAAGAGGAAGAGAAGCAGCUGGCGCCCAACGUGAGCAGCACUUACCGCAGCGCCAAUAGCCUGGACGACGACUAUUAUGCGCCUUAUAGCAGCGCAGCGCGUGUCUCGCGGCCCAUAAGUCCCGUUAAGAUGCCAGCAGCAGCAGCAGCAAGCGGCGGUGAAGCAGCGCAGUCGACGUUCGGUCAGCGUCUGCAGCGCGGCGUCAAGAGCUUAAGCGAGCUGCGCUUGCGGCAGCUGUUUGCCAAGCAGACAACAGUGCGUUGCGAUAAUAUCGAGGUGCAGCAUUAUGUGCAACAAUAUGAGGCAGAUCGACGCGUUGAGCAGCAGGCGCAAGCGCAGCGCGAUUCCCAAAUUGCAGACAACUAUCAGAUACAAAUACAAACGCUGGAGCAGGAGGAGUCAGAGUCGAAGCAACAGCCGCAGCAGCAGCAGCGACGCGGCAGCGAUUCAGAUGAGAGUGGACUGGAGCAGCAGUUGACGCCGCCGCCAGCGCCAGCGCAACGUGGCAAGAAGCAAGGCAUAGCGGCAAGCAGAUUUGCCAAAGUACGUCAGCCGCCGCUUGAGAUGCCCACAGAGGCGGCGGCGGCGUCUGCGCAGUCGCAGUCGCCAGUGGAGUCGCCAGCGUCGCAGCCACGACUUACCAAGCAGCAAGCGCUCCGGCAACAGUUAAAAACUUGGCGUAAAUCGCUGCAGCCAGCGCAGUCGCAGUCGCAAUCGCAGCCUGAGUCAGCGACGACGUCGACGUCAACGCUGCGCAGCCGUCUGCAGCAGCGUUUCGCAGGCAACGAGCAGCUGCAGCAGCGUUGGCGCAAAAGUUUCAAGCGACGCAGCGCAGCGGGCGCGAAUUUCAUGCAACAAACGAAAACGAAGCUAAAUGAAAAGCUGCAGCAGCUCAAGUUGCUGCCACACGGACGCGCCGCAGCAGCAGCAGCAGCAGCAGCGGCGGCGGCGGCAGCAGCGCCCAAACCGAAUACAGUGGGUCAUGAGCCAGUGGAUAUCGAUGAUGAUGAGGAGCUGCCAGCAACUUAUCAUCGCAGCGACAGCAGCAGCAGCAGCGAUGGCAGUGGCAGCCUCAGCAGUUGCGAGCAGAGCGCUGAAGUGUUUGGCGAACUGGAAGUGACGUCACAGCAGCAGCAGCAGCAGCAGCAGCUGAGCACUGCUUGGAGCAGCGAGUCCUUCGAGGAUGCUGAGCAGCAUGCCCAAGACUAUCCGCGAGUGUUGAUACAUCAGCAACAUACCGACGCCUUCGAGUCGACGCUGAUCAUAGCUGUGGCCACAACGCCUUCGCCUAAGCAAGCAGCGCAGUCGCAGUCGCAGUCGCCAUUGCCGUCGCAAUCGCAAUCGCAGUGGCUGCCCAACUCUGAAAUCAUUGCUGGCUUCAAGCAGCAGUCGGCGCCCGGAGCUUGGCCAGCACCUGCUCUUUAUAAGCCCAAGAGCGUGGACAUUUUCGAGCGCGUCGAUGAUGCCGCCGCCGCCUUUGCGGACUUUGAUGAAGCGCUGCGCAAUGCGCCGGUGCUGCGCAUCAGCAGCGCUGCUGCUACUGCCGCUGCCGCUGCCGACAGCAGCUGCGACAGCGACGAGGCAGAGGAGGACGACAGCAGCAGCAUUUUGACCAAAAUACGCGCCCAGGACAAUAGCUGCGAGAGCUUAAUGGAGCAGCAGCCAUUGCAGCUGGAGGAUGAGCCUGAUGCAGAGGCAGAGCGUCCGCCUUCCGCUUCACCGCCGCCACCGCCGCUGCCGCUACGUCGUGCGCCUGCAUUGCCGCGCCCAGCAGUGCGACCUGUGCUGCCGCCGCUAGCGCUGCCCGCACGCAGCGCUUCGAUGCAGCAGCGUCCCUGCAAGCCGCUGGUCAAGACCAGCUCGCUGCGUCUCACCUACAACGAGCGCAUGCAUCCCGCGGAUGUGGGCAAGGUCAACAAAUUGAUCUCGCGCUUCGAGGGCGCGCCAACAACGCGUCGCUGCCCGCGCCGACUGCACAGCGCCGAGGACUAUGAGUUCAGCUUUAGCAGCAUGACAACGUUGGCUGCGCCAGCUCCAACUCCAACUCCAACUCCAGCUGCAGAGCUGACGCCCACUAACAAGCCCAUACCACAUAUAGUUACCACAGCAGAUAAUCUCAACAACAACAAUCUGAGCAACGAUCAGAGCUUGGAUCGUCAGAAUUCGAAUUGCAGUCGCAGCAGCGAAUAUGGCUCGCCGCUUAGCUUUGCCACACAGCAGCGACGCAGCGUUACGCCAGUGGCGGCAGCAGCAGCAGCAGCAGCAGCGACGAGUGCAACAAACGCUUUGGCACCGCUUGCAACGCGUCGCAGUCGACGCUCCAUGACGCGCGACGAUGACAACUUUUAUAGCUUUGAUAGCGAUGAAGAGAACAGCUAUUAUUCCAUAAGUCCAUCGAGCAGCAGUCGCUACGUCGUGGAAAUUUGAAAGCAAUCAAACCAAAAAGCAACUUCAACUUAAGUUGUUUGUUUUUUUUUUUUUUAUAUAUAAGCUAGCUAUAAAUGUAAACACUACUUAAAUUGGCAAUCAAAUUAAUGCAUGU